Messenger RNA from Brettanomyces nanus, 402 nucleotides. RefSeq lists its product as uncharacterized. The record is from RefSeq and is a predicted model, not a curated record. Gene Ontology annotation, cellular component: TIM23 mitochondrial import inner membrane translocase complex. Lineage: Eukaryota; Fungi; Ascomycota; Pichiomycetes; Pichiales; Pichiaceae. Gene Ontology annotation, biological process: protein import into mitochondrial matrix. The transcript has a single exon. Bases 1 to 402 code for a protein of 133 amino acids.
AUGGCUCACAGAUUAUUAGUUCAAAUAGUUUUUACGGGUGCUAAAGUGUUUGGAAGGGCAUUCACUGAAGCUUACAGGCAGGCAGCUGCUGCCACUACAGCACAACAGGCUGCCGGUAGUACAGGUAGAGCCCGAAGAACUGCAAGAGAUUCUGAAAUCUCUUUGGAUGAGUCUUGUAAGAUUCUAGAUAUUGAAAGGACGGAUAUGUCACUGGAUAAAAUGCAAAAGCGGUACCAGUACCUUUUCGAUGUGAACUCUAAAGAGAGUGGAGGAUCAUUUUACGUACAGUCAAAGAUUUACAGGGCUAUGCAGAGAAUUAAAGAUGAGCUUCAGGCGCAGAAGGAGGACGCAGAAGCAGAUAGCUCCAAUCCCAAUGAUAAAGGAAAAGAAAGUUCACCGUGA